CCGGUCGUGUUCCACUCAACUUGUUUAUCGUAUCAAGUUUUAUUUAUUUUAUGCAAUCAAUAUUUUAAUAUGGAUAUCAGUUCUGAAUAUAGUACUGAAAAGCGAUGUUUCAAAUGUGACCAAGCAGUAUCAAAGAACUUGAAUAUAGUUCGUAAUGCUUCAAACAAUGCAAUGUUAUUGUGGAAUCAGUUUCAAAUAUUUGUUUAUGAAACGUAUCUUGAACUGAAGAAUUCAACUUUAUUAUUAAGUCCUGAGUUUUUAGUAUAUGACAUAAUAUUCUCUGGGAACUAUUUGGUUUGCCUUGAUACGAGUGGAAAUAUACAUACCGCUGCUAUUACCAUGAAAAAUACUACUCCAAAGAGUUUUAAACUUCGCGGAACCGGCACUAUGGCCAGUUCUCUAUAUGGAAAAGACCACAUCCUCUUUCUAAAACAUGAAGCGAAUUCCUACUUCUUUAGUCUCUAUAAACUGAAUGCAGACUUAACAUUGAUGAAAAAUUCAAUACUAAUUUACAAUGAACAAUUGCCAACAUCGCAAACAAGUAAUAAACACACUUUGCAAGUUCAUUUAUUGAAAGAAAAAAAUUUGGAAGCACUUAAAAAAGUUUUCAAUGAUGAAGAUUUGAAUGUGAGGAACAAAUACAACUUAAUAAUUGUAACUUUUGAUAAACUUAGCAUAUUUGGUUGUCUCUUUAGCUCUGAUGUAGCUGAUGAGCAAGUAUCGUUGGUAAAACUUUACACAAGUCCUUCAGAAAUAUCCGGAAUAGAAAUAAUUGAUGCUGAUGAACUAAAUGUCAUGAUUGGUCUUACUAUUGGCACAAUCAUAACAUUGCCAUUGAAUAACUUGAAAACUCCUCAGAUGAUCCAUUUAAACAUUGCCAUCCACAAAUUCCUAGCUUUCAAUGAUGCUAUACUAUACACAGAUGGAAAAUCUAUGCGGAAGGCGGAUAAUAUAAUGUCUAAGGAUGUAGAAUUUAGCAAGUUCUUUGUUAAACAUGUAAAGGACUUUAUAAUAAUGGAAGACAAAAUAAUUUGCACUACAUUUUUUAAUCUAAUAUACAGAUUCUCUAUCGAUGAUGAAGCAUCAUAUUUGAGAUCAGAAUCCAAUGACGAAUAUUGCCCUGCCGAUAAACUUCUAAAUAACUCUGCAUAUUUGGAUAAAAUUUUAGAAGAAGUGAACAAGAAUGAAGCAUUGAUUGAAAAAUUAAAUAAAGAAAAGGAUUACAUUACUGCUCUGUCACUUUCAAACAGGCAAGAUGUAAUGGAUAAUAUAAUAAAUCACAAAGUUAUUGUUUAUGAGAGUUAUGAAGAUGCAGUAACUGAAAAUAAAAAUGUUGUUCUCACAAACAACUUCAGUGAAUACUUUCAUGAAGAUUUAUUUUUCUUUUUAAUUAAAAUCUCUACUACAACUGAGCAUAAGCUUAGUCAAAUAUUAUCUAACUAUUUAGGAGAUCUGAGAGUACACAUCACAUUUGCAACUGCAAAGAAAGUUUUAAAAACAAUUAGUAUAAAAGUUGCCGACCUCUCAAAGAAAAUAGGUAUUUUAAUUCCAUUAAAAACUGAUGUGAUUGACAUUACUGAAACGAAUGUAAAUAUUAAAAUAAUGUCUAAUAUACCUGGGGCUUUGGAUUCUAAACAGAAAAUAUGGACAAUUCUUUAUAGAAAGCAUGUGAAACUGCAUUCCGAACAUUUUAUAAAGUUCAAUUUAAAUUUGAAAAAGGAACAGUGCUUGAAAAAUUUAGAUUUACCAUUAAAAGCUCAAAUAUAUCAAGCUGCAAUGAACCAUCAUAGACAUUUAUUUGAGUUUGAUGAUAUUUUGAGGAACAAGCAAACAGUUUCAAAAGAAUGGCACAUGUACGUGAGACUGCCGGACAAGUACCAAGAAGUAUUCAGAAAUAAGGACCUUACAAAGCACCUCACAUCUAAGAAAGUCAAGUAUUUUAUUCAGCAGUUUACUUCUGAAGACUUUUUAAAGUCAAAGAGUAAUUUAAUAUUUUCAAUAGGAAAUGAAAAUGUGAAAAUUGAAAUAUACAACGAUAGUUUCACUAGUCCACUGCUGAAAUUGUCUGGAGAGAACAUGAAAGUUGUGCUAAAUAUUAGGAACUUCUUGUCUGAUCUGAUUUACUGCGUUUUUGCCAACUUUGGUCCAGGAAAAGAAUUCAUCAAUCUUUCAUCUUAUGCUACAAUUGAAAAUUUACAAAAAGCAGUGAAAAAAUGCAUCACUGGUUCUUCAGAAGAAGAAAUAGAACCACUCAUUGAGCAGUUUGAGAGGAAUGUUAUUGGAGUAUUACCUAUUUGAAAGAUCUAGUUAUGAACCCUGUGCACACCACUUUGGUGAACGCUUAGUCCAGCGCAUUUGUAGCUGAACACAUGUGAAUCAGACAGAACUUUGUACACCCUGAAUUUUAAACGCAACAGACGCUCCGAUUAAGUCCGUCCUACAUUUAAUCUGAACUGACUAAUAAAUAUAACUGUUGAAUGUCAA
Messenger RNA from Helicoverpa zea (corn earworm), 2484 nucleotides. RefSeq lists its product as uncharacterized. The transcript is spliced from 2 exons. Bases 70 to 2298 code for a protein of 742 amino acids. The record is from RefSeq and is a predicted model, not a curated record. Lineage: Eukaryota; Metazoa; Arthropoda; Insecta; Lepidoptera; Noctuidae.